AUGACACUCGCUCCCGAGCUCAAGGUCCAGCCCAAUCGGCCAGUUAACUUUGCCUGGGCGUACGACAAGGAAGUUGGCUUCCUGAAAGAUUGUUUUCUUCUGUGGUCUGUGAAGAGCAAAGGUGUCAAGAAUGAUGGCUGCCUAGUUGGCGAGCUCACCUCCAACGAGGCGAUCGUGGCGUACAAGCUUAACUGCAUGUGCAAGCUACACGUGAAGAGGACGGCCGCCCAUUCGUCAUGCGCGGUGACGAAGGACAACUUCAACGCGAUUGGCUACGGCGCCAGGCUCGUCUUCAAGAUCUGCAAUAUUGCAGACUGCAUCGUGCGAAAUGGAGAGAGCAACCGCGUCCUCAGUGUGUCGAGCACUAUCAUGUCCAUGAGUGUGAUUCACGGGGGUAUCACUAUUCAAACGAUUCCCGUCCAUUGCGUUUUCAACUAUGAGCUCUGCAACCCACUUCGGAUGGCGCAUGUAGAUCGCCAGAAAUGCGCUCCUGGCUACGUUGUGAGCGAUCCGCUUCCGGAGAUAAAUGAGUACAGUGAUGCUGACGUAGUCAUCAAAAACCUUCUCUCCGCUCACUCGCUCCACGACGCUCAUGAAAAGAACGCCUUCACUGCGCUGGUUCGUGCUAUGAUUAGUGACCGGGACAUGCAGAAACUUGGUGGCAACACGGAGGCUGACCAGUAUGCUCUUAUCGGCGUUUUUCUGAUCCUCUACGGCCCUGGCAGCAUCAAAAUUGCGAACCAGGAGAAUGAGCUUGUCCCGAAGAAGCAUGUGGAUUACUGUGGGAAGAAGCAGAUCAUGAACCUUACACGCAAGAAUCACGAUACGUAG
Messenger RNA from Leishmania major strain Friedlin, 831 nucleotides. RefSeq lists its product as hypothetical. Gene Ontology annotation, molecular function: acetylornithine deacetylase activity. Lineage: Eukaryota; Euglenozoa; Kinetoplastea; Trypanosomatida; Trypanosomatidae. The record is from RefSeq and is a predicted model, not a curated record. Gene Ontology annotation, biological process: L-arginine biosynthetic process. Bases 1 to 831 code for a protein of 276 amino acids. The transcript has a single exon.